Messenger RNA from Dipodomys ordii (Ord's kangaroo rat), 865 nucleotides. RefSeq names its product COMM domain containing 4 (gene Commd4). The record is from RefSeq and is a predicted model, not a curated record. The transcript is spliced from 8 exons. The coding region runs from base 80 to 679 and encodes 199 amino acids. NCBI's taxonomy places the organism in Eukaryota, Metazoa, Chordata, Mammalia, Rodentia, Heteromyidae.
GCGUCCCAGUCACGUGACCGCCCAUCAGCUGACCUAUGCGACCCAAAGAAGAUACCGGUGGGCCGGGCCUCCGGGCACGAUGAGAUUCCGGUUCUGUGGAGACCUGGACUGCCCCGAUUGGGUCCUAGCCGAGAUCAGCACGCUGGCCAAGAUCUCCUCCGUGAAGCUGCGUCUGCUGUGUAGCCAGGUGCUAAAGGAACUUCUGGGACAGGGGAUCGAUUAUGAGAAGAUCCUGAAGCUCACGGCCGAUGCCAAGUUCGAAUCCGGCGAUGUGAAGGCCACGGUGGCGGUGCUCAGCUUCAUCCUCUCCAGCGCCGCCAAGCACAGUGUGGAUGGCGAGUCUUUAUCCAAUGAGCUUCAGCAGCUGGGGCUGCCCCGAGAGCACGCCGCCAGCCUGUGCCGCUGUUACGAGGAGAAGCAGCGCCCCCUGCAGGAGCAUCUGCGGGCCUGCAGCCUGCGCGUGAGCAGGCUGGCGGGCGUGGGCUGGCGCGUGGACUACACCCUCAGCUCCAGCCUGCUGCGCUCUGUGCAGGAGCCCCUGGUGCACCUGCGGCUGGAGGUGGCGUCCGCCCCGGGCGCCCCAGCCCAGCCCUUGCUCAUGGCUCUCUCAGCAGACAAGUUCCAGGUUCUGCUGGCAGAACUGAAGCAAGUGCAGACCCUGAUGAGCAACUUAGGUUGAGAAGAUGGAGCGGCCUUCCCUGGCCGCCGCUCUCCACCUUCCCCAAGGGCCUCUGGGGCUCUGGCUGUGUGGCUUCCCAUUUGGGACUCUGGGGCUCCUUCCCAGCGUUGCCCUCCCUCCCCCUGAAACAGGCUCUGGUCACCCCUUCUCUCUGGCAGCAAGAAUAAAGGAGUAUAAAGGGCUAUG